CCCGCCACACUUGGAGGAGCGCGGGAGGCGGACGUGUUCUCCUUCAAAUUCUGCAGGUCUCUGCGCGCCAGCGCCCGCCGGGAGCACGGCUUCUCCGCUCACUCCUUGGCAGCGCCCAGCAGGCUCAGGCGGGCACCGGAGCGUCUUUGAAGAAGCCUCGUUUCAGCUGAGGCCUGACAGCUGUAGGGAGGGCCAAGCAAGAGCGCGUACGAAGACUUCACCAUGACCCUCUACCUGCGGCAUUACUGGAAGGAUGAGCGGCUGGUCUUCCCCAGCACCAGCAACAAGAGCAUGACCUUCGACGGCCGGCUGGUGAAGAAGAUCUGGGUCCCCGACGUCUUCUUUGUUCACUCCAAAAGGUCAUUCAUCCACGACACCACCACGGACAACAUCAUGCUGAGGGUGUUCCCGGAUGGGCAGGUGCUGUACAGCCUGAGGAUUACAGUCACCGCCAUGUGCAACAUGGAUUUCAGCCACUUUCCCCUGGACUCCCAGACCUGUUCUUUGGAGCUGGAAAGCUAUGCAUAUACAGAUGAAGAUCUGAUGCUGUACUGGAAGAAUGGGGACGAAUCCCUGAAAACAGAUGAGAAGAUCUCCCUGUCUCAGUUUCUGAUUCAGAAAUUCCACACCACUUCCAGACUGGCCUUCUACAGCAGCACAGGCUGGUACAACCGUCUCUACAUUAACUUCACGUUGCGUCGCCACAUCUUCUUCUUCUUGCUGCAGACCUACUUUCCCGCCACCCUGAUGGUCAUGCUGUCCUGGGUGUCCUUCUGGAUCGACCACAGAGCUGUGCCCGCCAGAGUUUCCCUGGGGAUCACCACGGUGCUGACCAUGUCCACCAUCAUCACGGGUGUGAACGCCUCCAUGCCCCGCGUGUCCUACAUCAAGGCCGUGGACAUCUACCUCUGGGUCAGCUUCGUGUUCGUGUUCCUCUCGGUGCUGGAGUACGCGGCCGUCAACUACCUGACCACCGUGCUGGAGCGGAAGCUGCAGGAGAAGUUCCCAUGCAUGUGUGGAAUACUCCACUCGAGAACCAUGAUGCUGGGUGGAAGCUGCAGUGAGUCUGAGGCCAACAGCCUGGCCGGGUACCCGAGAAGCCAUAUUCUGACAGAAGAAGAAAGGCAAGACAAAAUAGUGGCCCACCUGGCCCUGAGCAGUGAAUCCAACUCCUCCAGGAAGAAGGGGCUUCUGAAGGGCCAGGUGGGUCUUCGCAUCUUCCAGAACACCCACGCCAUCGACAAGUACUCCCGGUUGAUAUUCCCAGCUUCCUACAUAUUUUUCAACUUAAUUUAUUGGUCAGUGUUUGCCUAGGGGCUCUGAGGCUAUGCCUGGGGAAGGGCAUGGACAUCUCUGGUGUCUGGCCGGCCGCCCACACGUGGACCUGCUGAGCGUGUCCCCUCACAGAGCAGCAGCUCUUGGACCACCUCGAGCAGCAUCCUGGCUCCCGGAGGAGCCCAGGAGCCCUCCAGCUGCCCUCCCCCAGGCCUCAUGGGCUUGCUCAUCGUUCAUGCUGUGUUGUGUCCCACUUCUUGCAGCUCUGGGACUGUCUUCUUCUGUUCUUGUGUGUGAACAGGUUCAUGAGAGCCUCCCUCCAAUAAAAAAAAGACUCAAAUGCCUCCCAGAUGAAUGUUCUGAGACCCUUAUGAAGCCUAGGAUUCAGUUGUAAAGGGAAGGGAAAAAUGAAGGGCAAGUUUAGGGGCAUUCUGGAUAGGAGACAGGAAAUUAAGAUUCAAAAUAGGAAUAAAAAAAUCUGUAAACCCUACACUGGAUUAAGUGCCUAUCUAGGAAAGAAAAAAAACUCAGAUCCCGGACAGGAAAUGAUUUGACCUGGGUGAGCCUGGCAACUCGCAUGAUUUUGCAAUAUUAAGGGACAUCAUUCAUUCAUACAUCCAUUCAACCAGUCAUUAAAUAUUGAAUACCUGCCCUAUGCCAGCACUUAUUUUUCUCAGCAAUGUGUGACAACAUGCAUUGAGUAUUGCCAACCAGGGAAACAUCACCCAAACCCAUCAAAGUGUAGAGUUUUUAUUGGGGGCUGGCCAUCUGGAUACAGCUGACUGCCUGUAUGGCUGACCUUAGUCUCCAGUUCCUUCAGAGGCUGAGCUGAUAAAUCUCAGCCUGAGACCCCAUCAUAAAUCACAUUGUUAGCUUAGACCAUCUGGCAUGGCCGUAGGCCCCCAGGUGAACAAAGACCCUCCAAUCAGGCAGGACAGCCCAGGGGUUUAGAAGUUACCUCCCAGGAGCUAGAGGCCAAGGCCCAAACCUUUCUUUUGUCAAGGUUAAUCCUUUACUGCACAGCAAUCAUUGUCAAUUCCUCAUUGUUAAUGUGAAUUACUCUGCUUCUAGUAUAGAUUCAUGCAGCAAACAUUAAAAAAAAUCCCUGCACUAGAUACAGUAGGGUCCACAUUAAGAGUAAGAGAUCGUCUUAUUCUUGUAUAGCUCUCAGAAAAAGGACUGGUCAAGGAUAUGGUAUACGAUUACGUGUAAGUUAAAAAGUAUUAAGCGCAACAAAGAUGGUUCAACGUGUAAUGGGAAUUCUAAGGAAGGAAAGAAUGAUUUCCAGUGGAAGACUGGAUCUCGUGGAGAAAACAGCUUCUGAGCUGCUCCUUGAAGGUUGGGGAUUUGGAGAAGAAAUGUUCAUGCUAGGUGCACAUGUAGAAAGUACAUGCGCGGUCCGAUAUGGUAGCCACUGGCUAUGUAUUUAUUUAAAUUUAAGUUAAUUAAAGUUAAAUAAAAUUAAAAACUCAGUUCUUGCCACGUUGUGCGAGCCACAUUUCAAGUGCUCUACUCAAUAGCCACAUGCGGCCAGCGACUACUGUAUUCGAUAGUGCAGAUCUAGAGAACAUUUCCGCAAUCACAGCAAGUCCUGUUAGACAGUGCUGCUGCAGAUGGAAGGAUCGGCCUGAGCAAAGGCAUGAGAGAGGCGGGAAAGUUUGGGAUUGCAGAGUAUAGUUUGCGGGGCAAGUCAUCUGUUUUGGCUGGAUCCUAGGUUGCAGGAAGAGGUGAGAGACCAGCUUUGUCUGCAACAUUAGGGGUCACAGCAGGUCCCCCGCCCCUCCCAGUGCUGAUGAGGACAGCUUCCCCUCCACGGAGUUGCCUGGCCCAAGACCAGCGGCUCUCCCAGCUUCAAGGACAAAUGAAGAAUGAAGGUACGUAAACAAGGAAAUUGGAUGGUACAGGGCACCUGGACAUGUUUAGAAACUUUUACUCUCUAGAGACUCUCCUAGGCCACAAUGCUGCUCAAAGAAUGAUAAUUAUUGAUACAUUGUCGUUAAAUAUAUCCUAUUGCUUUAGUUGUCUUAUUUAAU
Balaenoptera acutorostrata (minke whale) is the source of this 3308-nucleotide messenger RNA. It is a transcript of the gene GABRR2, whose product is annotated as gamma-aminobutyric acid type A receptor subunit rho2. The coding region runs from base 223 to 1314 and encodes 363 amino acids. The transcript has 7 exons. Gene Ontology annotation, molecular function: extracellular ligand-gated monoatomic ion channel activity; neurotransmitter receptor activity; GABA-A receptor activity. Gene Ontology annotation, biological process: regulation of membrane potential; nervous system process; signal transduction. Lineage: Eukaryota; Metazoa; Chordata; Mammalia; Artiodactyla; Balaenopteridae. The record is from RefSeq and is a predicted model, not a curated record. Gene Ontology annotation, cellular component: GABA-A receptor complex; neuron projection; synapse.